This is a messenger RNA of Pelmatolapia mariae (spotted tilapia), 4938 nucleotides long. Its product is annotated as catenin delta-1-like. Gene Ontology annotation, molecular function: cadherin binding. The record is from RefSeq and is a predicted model, not a curated record. Bases 512 to 3325 code for a protein of 937 amino acids. The transcript has 22 exons. Gene Ontology annotation, biological process: cell-cell junction assembly; cell-cell adhesion. NCBI's taxonomy places the organism in Eukaryota, Metazoa, Chordata, Actinopteri, Cichliformes, Cichlidae. Gene Ontology annotation, cellular component: adherens junction; plasma membrane; cytoplasm.
GAGUGGUCACAGCAUCGACUCUCCACGGCUAGCUAACGAUGCUAACUUAAAGUUCAAAUCGAGACCCUCCAUUGCUAGCCGUGCAGGACUCAAACAAGCCUUUGGUGCCAGGAGAUAAAACAAAGAAAGCCGUCAGACCUGCCUGUGAAGGACGCUUUAACCGAAUAUUCCCGUGCCUAAUCUGUUUUUUCUACCCUAACGCUAGCCUGGCUAUUUUUUGGCAGCGAUCUGGGACGGCUAUGUGGGUUAUUGUGAUGCUAACGCUGCAAGACAGCCAAACGAGGUCAUGCGGGUGCUGAGCGAGCAUUCACGCCAACUUGGUCUGAUUUGAUCUCCGGCGUUGUCAUUUAUUUGUGUAGUAGCGCCAGCGCAACUACAGAUCCAUUUCUACCUGCUUCUGGGGCUCGGUGGUUGGGUCACUUUCCACACAUGAACAACUAAAGCGCCACUUCUGACCUUGGUGUGAUCUCUCACCUCUUCUACCAAAACCCUGCCCACAGGUUAAGUGUGUAUGGAGCAGUGCGAGAGCGCAGCGGCUCUGCUGGAGUCGGUCAGGGAGCAGGAGGUGCAGUUUGAACAGCUGACCAGGGCGCUGGAGGAGGAGAGGAGGAGAGUGGGCCUCCCUGCCACUAGCCCCUCAACCUUGGGUCGUCCCCUCCCUCACACACAGAACGGGCGUUUAGGGGAUGCAGACAUAGAACGACUGAAGCUGACAGACACGUAUAUAAACGGCACACAGUACAGGAUGGUGGACCCCGCACAUGGCGCUCUAGAUGAGAGCUACACGCCAGAGGAUGAAUCUCAGGAAGUGCAUUCAGUCUUUUCCGAAGAAGGAACCACGCGGCGGAUGGACAAUGGGAUGAAGAAACCGAUAUCGCGCACAGUCCUGCCUACUGAGUCAUUGUCCAUCGAUGGGGGCUUGUCAGUGCCUGGUAUGGGUGUCUACAGCGCCACAUUGGACCGUCCUUACAGGCAGCCUGGUGGAAUGGACUACCCCACUGCUACAGUACCCAGAAACUACCACUAUGGUCCUGUGGGUGGUUACGAUGACUAUCGCGGAGGUCCGCCAUCAGAGGCCUACGCUAGUCUGAGCAGGGGUUCACACAUGGAUGAUCGCUACAGGCCAAUGGAUGGCUACAGGACUCUGGACUCUGGCUACCGGGCUCCAAGCCGCCAGCAGCUCGACCCGUACGCAGCACAGCCCCAGGUGGGUCGGGGAAUGAGGGCCAUGGGCUCUGCGAUGGAGAUGCGGUAUGGGCACGGUCACUAUGGUUUGGAGGAUGAUCAGCGUAGCAUGGGAUAUGAUGAAUAUGGAAUGGGGCCUCCACCCAUGCACCCUGGAGGCUAUGGUACCAUGCCACGCCUGGGACCGGGGCCUGGGGGUAUUGAUAGACGAAGACUGAGGAGCUGCGAGGACACUUUGGACAGUGACAUAGGCAGCGUUGAGCCAUACGCCUGGGCCGUCCCGAUGACGAUGGAGAGAGGAAGCAUGGCUUCUUUGGACAGCACAUUGAGAAAACCUCCUACUUCGUGGAGACAGCCAGAGCUUCCGGAGGUUAUCGCCAUGUUGAAUUACCGCCUGGACCCUGUCAAGACCAACGCUGCUGCCUUCCUCCAGCACCUCACAUUCAAAAACGACAAGGUUAAAUCAGAGGUGCGCCGCCUAAAGGGCAUCCCAGCUUUGGUGUCGAUGCUGGACCAUCCUAGUAAGGAUGUGCACCACUCAGCCUGCGGGGCUCUGAAGAAUAUUUCAUAUGGACGAGACCAAGACAACAAAAUCGCCAUCAAGAACUGCGAUGGCGUACCUGCUCUGGUCAGAUUACUGAGGAAAACGCACAACCAGGAUCUCACAGACACUAUCACAGGCACCUUGUGGAACCUUUCAUCCCACGAUUCGGUUAAGAUGGAGAUUGUGGACCACGCCCUGCAUGCCCUAGUUGACGAGGUGAUCGUUCCGCACUCAGGCUGGGAGAGAGGGAACAGCGGAGGAGGAGAAGAAAGCUGCAAACCACGCCAUAUGGAGUGGCAGACCGCCUUGACCAACACUGCUGGCUGCCUUAGGAAUGUGAGUUCAGAACGCAGCGAGGCCAGACGAAAGCUGAGGGAAUGCACGGGGCUGGUGGAUUCACUUAUGUACAUGGUCCAGUCACAGAUCAACUGCAAAGAUGUGGACAAUAAGCUGGUGGAGAACUGCGUCUGCCUCCUGAGGAAUCUGUCCUAUCAGGUUCACCGUGAAAUCCCCGGCUCUGAACAAUACGCAGAGGCCAUACCUGUCAACCAGGGACCGGCUCCAGCCAGCAAGGGCGGCUGCUUUGGCUCUAGAAAAGGCAAAGAUGAGUGGUUUUCCAAAGGAAAGAAGGAUGUAGAUGAUGGAAGUGCAGAUAUGGUUGAUAUUCCAAAGAGAACGACACCUGCCAGAGGUUAUGAGCUUUUGUUCCAGCCUGAAGUGGUUCGUGUUUACACGUCACUGCUCAAAGAGAGCCAGAACCCAUCAGUGCUCGAGGCUGCUGCCGGCGCCAUCCAGAACCUGUGUGCUGGCCGGUGGACUUAUGGUCGGUAUAUCAGGGCCAAGGUGCGUCAUGAGCAGGGACUCCCCAUGAUGGCAGAACUGCUGGCUCAUGGCAAUGAUCGUGUGGUUCGUGCAAUGUCUGGAGCUUUGAGGAAUCUUGCCAUUGACAACCGUAACUGUGAACUGCUAGGUUUGCAUGCAGUGCCUCACCUUGUGGCCAACCUGCCUGGAGCCCAGAAUCAGUCUGGGCGUAAUCUAUCCGAGGAGACGGUUGUGUCUGUACUGAGCACGCUCACUGAGGUGCUAGGCAACAGAUUGGAACCAGCAAAGGUCCUUCGAGAGAAACGAGGCAUCGAGAGCCUGGUGCUAAUCAACAAAGAUGGCAAGCGCUCUGAUCGCGAAGUGCGGGGGGCGAGCCAGGUCCUGCAGCUCGUCUGGGCUCACAAGGAACUGCGCCGACCUCUUGAGAAAGACGGCUGGAAGAAGACUGACUUCAUGGUUAACAUUAACCCAGGCACCACUACCACUAAUGGCCCGAGCACUCGAGCUAACGGCACCUAUGAAGACAGCACUACGCCCCUCCUGGACAGAGGGGAAAAGAGGGACAUGAUUCCCCUGAAUGACAUUGGCCCUGAGGCCUACUCUACACUGGACCAGAAAGAAAGGAGACACACUCUGGAUGAGACCACAGACACUUUACCGCGAGGGGUGUAUGGGGGCAGAAAGGGCUCCCUGCCUCUAUUGGACUCCUACGAUGAAAAACUGAUAGUUUGCAUCACCCAGACUGGGCCGUCCCUGCCCUACCACUGCUACUGAGGAGAGAAGAUCCAGACUCUCCCUCUCCUCUCACCCCUUCCUUACCCCAUUUCUCUCUCUUAUCACCACACAGAUGGGAUCAAAACAUGGGGGCGGGGGGGUUGGCAUCCAAAGAAAGUGGUUGUGUUGCAGGCAAAGACUUUCAAGCAACACGCGCGCGCGCACACACACACACACACACACACACGUGCAAAUUCAGUUGUAGCAGCAGAAAUGUAUUCCGUUUAUAACUUAUAAUUAUUCUGUAAAGGCAAUCACCUUCGUUGACAAUCAUUUGAUUCUGGUGUUGUCCUCCGGCUUGCUUUUCUUUUUUCAUGCUGUUAAUUUUUUUUUUUUUUUUUCUCUUGGCAAUGUUGUUGUCAUGUUACAGCCACCUGACAUUGGCCCUGAUAAGUUUGUAUUUAGACAUUUAAGUAGGGUAUAUACUGUAUAUAAAAAGAAAAGGGGGGUGACUGCAGUAGUUUUGGCUCAUUAAUUUAAGUCAUCCCUGUACUGGGAUCAUUGGGAGGUUGGGACACACCGACAGCCCGCCCUGUAGAUUGAGAAUGUUUAUAUAGGAGUUAUUUUCCUGUCUAGAGUUAUUUUCUCUCAGUUGGGAUGACAAGAAAGGGCAGGUGUGUGUAUAUUUAUCAUACAGUAAACCUGUGGGCGUGUGUGCACGUGGAAAAUGAAUAUGGACCUUUUGAAUGAUUGUUUGUUGAUCCAGAUGACACCACAUGUUUAUUCCAUCAGUCAUGCUGUCUUUUUUUUUUUUUUUUUUUUUUUUUUUUUUGUAAAGUUGUGUGCUCCUCUUCCUGUGAGGAAGCUGUUCUUGUUUUGUUCCCUUUUGUCCCUCCCCACAUGGAACAUUUAGGAGAAUUUCAGCUGCUUUAUUUUAGAUUUUCCUGUUUGGGUUUAGCCAACUAAACCAGCCAACACUUCAGACCUGGUACUGAGAUGAAGCUGUGAACAAACACUACUAAGCCACUAAAAUAUUUCGACAUACAGCUUCAGAAGGCCCUUAACCAUUCCUGUACACCUGCCUGUUCAUCUUUUCUUUUUUUCCUUUGUCUCUUUUUUUCUUCUGGACCAGCUGGAGUGACUUUUUGGAAGAAAUUUAAAUAUAAAAUUCUGUAGCUGUUUUUUAUACAUGCUUGUCUGUAUUAAAACAUUUGGGAGGCUUCUUUACUCAGAGGAGACUCGAGUUUUAACAGGUUGGGAGAGAUACAGGUGUAAUUUAAACUGGGAGGCUGGCAGAAGGCACAUUUUGUUUUUGGGUUUGGUUUUUUUGUAUUUCUUUGUGCGUCUGUUUCUUUUUAUUUUCUGGAGGUUUAUAUGUAUGGGAGUGGUGGAUGAGAGCAUUAUGCAAUUUGUUCUACUUUAUAAUUCCACUUUUACAGCAGAGUUGUUUUAAAGGCAAAAGAGACCAAUCAUCUUUUUUUUUUUUUUUUGUUUGUUUGUUUGUUUGUUUGUUUUUUACUCUUCACACACAUAGUAUAUUUGUACUGUUGCCUAUCCAUGUAAAAUUAUGAUGUACCAUUCAUUACCUGCCUUGGCUCUGAGAAGUUGCUUUUUUUUUUUUUUUUUUUUUUUUAGUGACGUAUGUAACUGGUUGUUUUUUAUAAAUAAAGAUC